GCUUCCCUUCUCCUUCCUGCUUCGGGGCUAGGACGGUCGAGUUCCUUACCCCAGAGCAUGGCUUGAGGGGUGCCACUAGACCCUGAGAGGAAAGUUCCUUAGCUUUAACCAGAAAUCUGAGAUUGAGACAGGGAGACUUUAGCCUGUCUUCUGAGUUUGUGGUCCCCUAACAGGGACGCCUCAGGUAGCCGGAUGUCCUGGCCUGCUCUUCUCCGUGGUCUCCACACGUCCCUAAGUCAUGGCCUGGCCCUGGUCCCCCAGUUCUGGGCAACACGCUUCAUGGCUACCCUGAACCAGAUGCACCGUCUGGGCCCCCGGAAGAAGCCACCUCAGCGACCUGGCCUCACAGAGGGACGGCCACAGCUGAAAGGGGUGGUUCUGCGCACGUUCACCCGCAAGCCCAAGAAACCCAACUCAGCCAACCGCAAGUGCUGUCGAGUUCGCCUCAGCACUGGCCGGGAGGCUGUCUGCUUCAUCCCUGGGGAGGGCCACACCCUGCAGGAGCACCAAGUGGUCCUGGUGGAAGGUGGCCGCACCCAGGACCUGCCUGGUGUCAAGCUCAAAGUAGUGCGGGGCAAGUAUGACUGUGGGCACGUGCAGAAGAAGAAGUAAUGCGGGCAACGUGGUGGGUUGAGUGACCAAUCUUAGUUGUGGUUCAAAUCCUGUUUUGAUUCAGUAUCAGGACUGGCGUUAGCCUGCUGAGAUUCUGGGGGUGAAUUGGAAGAGAAGCUCCCACUUCGCGGUGGGCAUGGACAAUCUCUUUUGCUGGGACCCAGGCCACUGUCCUGCCAGCAGCCAAUCCUGGGACCUAAUAAACAUGUCUCUGGAGCUGUCAA
Messenger RNA from Perognathus longimembris pacificus (Pacific pocket mouse), 836 nucleotides. RefSeq names its product mitochondrial ribosomal protein S12 (gene Mrps12). Gene Ontology annotation, cellular component: small ribosomal subunit; ribosome. The record is from RefSeq and is a predicted model, not a curated record. Lineage: Eukaryota; Metazoa; Chordata; Mammalia; Rodentia; Heteromyidae. The transcript is spliced from 2 exons. Gene Ontology annotation, biological process: translation. Gene Ontology annotation, molecular function: structural constituent of ribosome. The coding region runs from base 193 to 612 and encodes 139 amino acids.